UCCGGGCGUCUUCCAGCCCGCGCCGGCUCGCCCCGGCGGCCCCCCGCCUCCCGGCCCGCGACCCUUCCUCCGCAGCUCGGCGCGGCGGCCAUGGCGAGGCCUCGGCGGCGGGAGGCCGGCGUCGGGGCCCGCGGCGCGCUGGCGCUGCUGGUCCUGGCCGUGUGCUCGCCGGGCACCAGGAGCCGGGAGCUCGAGUGGUACUCGGCGGUGGUGCGCACCGAGUACGUGGACCCGCACACGAACCUGACGGUGCGGAGCGUGUCGGAGAGCGGCCGCUUCGGCGACAGCUCGCCCAAGGAGGGCGCGCAGGGCCUGGUGGGCGUCCCGCGCACGCCGGCCGGGGACCUGGAGGGGUGCGCGCCGGACACGCGCUUCGGGCCGGCCGCCGGGGACCGCGGCACCGCGCCCUGGGUGGCCCUGGUGGCGCGCGGGGGCUGCACCUUCAAGGACAAGGUGCUGGUGGCGGCGCGGAGGAACGCCUCAGCCGUGGUGGUGUACAACAAGGAGCUCUACGGGAACCUGACGGCGCCCAUGUCCCACGCGGGAACAGGAAAUAUAGUGGUCAUUAUGAUUAGUUACCCAAAAGGAAGAGAAAUUUUGGAUCUGGUGCAAAAAGGAAUUCCAGUCACAAUGACGAUCGGGAUUGGCAUGCGCCACGUGCAGGAGUUCAUCAACAGUCAGUCUGUGGUGUUUGUGGCCAUCGCCUUUAUCACCAUGAUGAUCAUCUCCUUGGCCUGGCUCAUAUUCUACUACAUACAGCGCUUCCUGUACACGGGCUCACAGUUUGGAAGGCAGAGUCAUAGAAAGGAGACAAAGAAAGUAAUCGGCCAGCUUCCGCUUCACACUGUAAAACACACGGAGAAGGGAAUUGACGUUGAUCCUGAAAAUUGUGCAGUGUGUAUUGAAAAUUUUAAAGUAAAGGAUAUUAUCAGAAUACUGCCAUGCAAGCAUAUUUUUCAUAGAAUAUGCAUUGACCCAUGGCUUUUGGAUCACCGAACGUGUCCAAUGUGUAAACUUGAUGUCAUCAAAGCCCUGGGAUAUUGGGGGGAGCCUGAGGCUGUGCAGGAGCUGCCUGCUCCCGAGGCCACCCCAGGAAGCAUUUCUCCGGUGACUCUGCAUGUGAGUCUGCAAGACGAGGAUGACAGAAGUCACCCGGGCAGCUUGCUGUCAGCAUCCACAAGCGAAGCUGUGCCACAGGACCCUGCCGGCUUGAAGGAGGACGCAGAAGAAAGCACAGCAUUGCUCGACACUGGCAGGAGUGACCCGCAGCACGCAGGACCUGACUCUUAGCACAUGUUCGUGCUCACAGCGUCUCGGACACCUUGGGCUUGAACUAAAGGACAUUUUUAUUUUUUUUUAAGCACAUAGUUUGUAUACUUGAAAGCAAUGUCCAUUAUUCUACCUUCAGGUUCUGAUUUAAUAUGUGAAAGGCUAAGAUAUUUUAUUCUUACAGAGGUUUUUGAUUAGUCUUUAUAUUUAUCUACUAAAAUAGCAUUCAGGAUAACUGUGCUUUCAGGUUGUCGCAAAGAUGACACCAAGUGAGGCACUCUACUGAAAGGCAGGUGUGCUUCCAAAUAGCUACAUGGUACUAUAGAAACAAGGUAAUCCUAUUUCUUAGGUUUUUAAAGUCAGAACACACAGAUUUGUUUAGAUAAUUGAGAUAGAAUUGUUUAAUUCAGUAAUUGGUCAUCUGGGCUUUCCCUGGUGGAAAGACAUUUUAGGAAAUUUCCAGUUAGGAGAUGAGAAAUCUGCAGCCUUCUUGCUCUUCUGUUUGUACAUAGAGAUUUCAGACCUGGGACACCUUUUCCUUGUUUGGAAUUAGAGAGCAGCACUAAAGGACUUUGGGCUUUACAUUUUUUCCCUUUUAUUGCAUUCUUUCUUAUGACACUUUUGGGAAAAUUUGUCCAGUGUUUCCUAUAAAUAAAACUAAAAUUCCUUACUGCACAUGAGCAUUAAGUUCUUCAUGGCCUUGUUUGUGAAAUGAAGUAGGCAUAUCCUACUUUUUUCAAUGAUAUAAUAUAUUGAUUUCAAUUAUAAUUUGAUCUUCACCUUUAAGUGUGACAUGGGACAGUUUUAUUAGAGAGAGGCAGAGAAACAAACCCAGGACACAGAUGGCACAGCUUCCGUCCACUCCCCACAUGGCUGUAGAGACCUUGCUGGCCAGAACCAGGAGCUGGAAAUUCAACCCAGGUCUUCCACCAGUGUCACAGGGACACCGCUACUUGAGCCGUCACUGUUGCAUUCUAGAAUGGACUUUAGCACGAACCUGGAAACAGGGCAGACCUGUGACUGAAGCUGACCCUUCGAUACGGGGAAUGGGCAUCCCAAACAGGGUCCUAACCACUGUAUCAAAUGCCUGCUGCUGGGUGUUUCAGCAGACACCCAGCCGGCUCCUGCUGCUGGGUCAGAGAAGCAGAGGAAUGUGCAGCUUGCGGGCCUGCUGGGAACGUGAUGACGUAAGGCUCACUUGCGUUCCUUUGCAGGUGAAGUCGGAGCUGAGGCAUUCGUUCCUGGUUCCUUCUGAACGGAUUACUGUGUGUUUUGUAAACAAGAAUAAAUGUUUAUUGACAAGCUUAAUUUUUUUAAAUUGUAAAAAAUUUAUCCUGUAGCCUUGACUAGGAUAAAGGGUGUAUAAAACUUGAUUUUUUAUUCUUCAUCUCUAUCUGAAAUGAGUAAACAGUUUUGCCAGAAUAAACUGUGUGAUUAGAGUCAAUGAGAAAUUUCAGAAAUAGGAAAUGUGUCUUGCCUUGAGCUUCACAGUAGGUUUCCAUAAUAACAGCUGUAUUUGAAAUCUGCCCUGUGCUCUCAGAAUGUCCAUCUUGGUUAGGGGAAGUGUCUUAACUAAUGUGGAGGGGUGAUUCCUUAAUCAGUUGUCAAACUCCACUUCCUGUGCACUCUGGUCACACAGUUUAUUCUGGCAAACUCUGCUUCCUUUAAAUAAAAGGUAAGAGGCUGGAAUCACUGUCAUCUUCCCUCUAGAAACAGUAGUCUAAUGAAGUCAGAGAGCUCCUGCUUUGACGUUUUUUAACUUGGAGAUCAGCAGUGGUGGUGAGGCUCGCUGCGGAUCCCUGCCUCCUGGCGUCUUCCGUCGAGUGGACAUCCAGCAGCAAACCAGAGCGUCAAGAACCGGGAAGAUGGGACACACGGGCAGGUAAUCAUUUCCUUGUGCAUGCUGUUUUUUAGAGAUCUUGAAUAUACAGCCUUU
This is a messenger RNA of Ochotona curzoniae (black-lipped pika), 3205 nucleotides long. RefSeq names its product ring finger protein 149 (gene RNF149). Bases 91 to 1290 code for a protein of 399 amino acids. The transcript is spliced from 7 exons. The record is from RefSeq and is a predicted model, not a curated record. Lineage: Eukaryota; Metazoa; Chordata; Mammalia; Lagomorpha; Ochotonidae.